This is a messenger RNA of Cryptomeria japonica (Japanese cedar), 3182 nucleotides long. Its product is annotated as cytokinin dehydrogenase 7. The coding region runs from base 1145 to 2770 and encodes 541 amino acids. The record is from RefSeq and is a predicted model, not a curated record. Gene Ontology annotation, molecular function: cytokinin dehydrogenase activity; FAD binding. The transcript has 5 exons. NCBI's taxonomy places the organism in Eukaryota, Viridiplantae, Streptophyta, Pinopsida, Cupressales, Cupressaceae. Gene Ontology annotation, biological process: cytokinin metabolic process.
AUGAUUUGGGUGAAGAAGAAGGAGGAUGAUGAUGAUGAUGCUGCCUAGACGUUUGUGUAAGACGCAUUAUGCAGACAACUGCAGAAGCUAACAAGUUGCGCGUGGAGAGUGUGGCCAAAACAUAUAUGCAAACCCUGAUUAUAUACUUACAAGCAUCCAAACUCAUUAUAUUAAAGUUUCCAGGUCUUUGUCAAGAGCCAUCACAAUGUGUGGCUCAAGAAAAAUUAGAUAAAUCUGUGGGGAAGAUUCAAUAUAUAACAAGAAGGACCAUCAGAGGAGAGGACUUUGAGGUCACAUAUGGUGGAAUAUGAACAGAUAGGCAAGGAUAUGAGAUGGAGGAUUAAAUUUAGUGGGAUGGAAAAAAAAAAUAGUUUUUUUUUACAUGUAAAGGUGACUCUGACUUUGGUGUUUUAUGGAGAUGGAGAAGCUUAAAUAGAUGAGUUCAUUGUGAUGUGAUCUGAAAUAAGGAAGAGAUGAGUUUGGUGGUUUUUUAUAUUGAGGAAGGAGGUGGGUAUAAAUGCAGAUAUGGUGAGUGGAUGAGUGAGUUGUAAGUUGUGAGAGAAGCAGCAGUGGAGUGGCAGACAGGAGUGGCCAAGGAAAUGGGCGGUUCAUAAAAGUAUGAGCAUGAGGAGGAGGAGGAGGAGGAGCCCAUCGUUUGCUGCACUACAAACCACAACCACAAAUAUUUAAAUUAUUAAUAUUCUCAAAUCUUAACUAUAUAUAGAGGUUGGUGAGUGGGGAAAUGAACAAGCUUCAUAAACUUCAUUCUCUGUCAAUGCAUCUUUAACAUCUGUGAAGACUGUUUAUUGCUUUCUACAAUUAUAUAAAAUGGAAUUAGAGGGUGGGGAAGUUGUGCUUUGGUUCUUUUGUUAACGGAAAUUUAGAGGUUGGGAGUGGGUCUCUUCAACUGAAAAUGUUGGGAUGUUGAGAUUGUUAUUGUUGUUAGUUUUGUAAUGCUUCCUGCUGCCUUGAGAUUUUUGUAACAGUAUUUCUGAGCAGUUCUAGUACUUGCUUACAACAAAUAUAAAUAUAUUGUGUGGCAGAGAGCAUAAUAAUAAGGAAGAAGGAAACGGGAAGCAGUCCAGUCUGAGCAGGAAAAUCAUUUGACAGGAAGUUUGUGGCAGGAGUCGGAAAGGUGUCUGCAAUGAAGUUCCCUGCUCGAAAUUUGCUGGCAAUGUUGAUAUUGUUUGUUGAACGGAUCAUUACAAGGUGUAUAGCAGGCAACAAGUCAGAUCAUACUACAAGGAUCUCUAACAGCAGUAGUAGUAGCAACAUUGAUUCUAGUACUAGUACUACUGCUUCAUUGGGUUUGAUGGAAUUGCAGGGCACAGUAUCAUUCUAUGAGACUGCAAUUGGGGCCAGUGACUUUGGAGGAAUUUAUCAUCAUAAACCCACUGCUCUUGUGAAUCCUGCAUCUGUGCAGGAUAUUGUGAAGGUGGUUAAAAUGGCGGCGUCUUCUCCUAACCUCACAGUGGCUGCCAGAGGCAAUGGCCAUUCUAUCAACGGCCAAGCACAGGCGCUCAAUGGGUUGGUGUUGACUAUGUGUUCCAUUAAGGGAAUUAAGAUUUUCCGAGGAAACUACACACAGGCUCCUUAUGUUGAUGCGGGUGCAGGAGAGCUGUGGAUAGAUGUGCUCAAGGCCUGUCUUAAGGUGGGCCUUGCGCCUCGAUCCUGGACUGAUUAUCUUUUCCUUUCAGUAGGAGGGACGCUCUCUAAUGGCGGAGUCAGUGGCCAGACAUUCAAGUUUGGCCCACAAAUCUCCAAUGUGUCGCAGCUGCAUAUAGUAUCUGGGACUGGAGAAGCUAUUACAUGUUCCCCAGAGCAGAGUGAUGACCUCUUCUACGGAGCACUUGGAGGACUAGGUCAAUUUGGGAUCAUCACCAAAGCCAGAAUAAUGCUGCAAAAGGCUCCUGACAUGGUGAGGUGGAUCAGAGUUGUAUAUUCUGAUUUUGAGGAUUUCAGAGCUGAUCAGGAGCUGCUAAUAGGGCUACCAGAGGGCAAAUCUUUUGACUAUGUGGAAGGAUUUGUCUUGCCCAACAACAGUGAUCCAAUUAAUGGCUGGCCUUGUAUCCCUCUGUCACCGAGCUCUUCAUUUGACCCCCAGCUAAUACCAGAUACUGCUGGCCCAAUGCUAUAUUGCCUGGAAGUUGCUCUUCAUUAUGACCAUGACACAGACUUGAUGGCCCUCAAUAAGAGAAUGGAGAGCAUGCUAGGCCCACUGAGAUUCAUCAGGGGAUUGCACUACUGUGUAGAGAUUUCCUACUUCAACUUUUUGAACAGAGUUGAGGAAGUCGAAGUGGCAGCAAGAUCGAGUGGAAUAUGGGAUGCCCCACACCCAUGGCUGAAUAUGUUUGUGCCAAAGUCCAAGAUCUCAGAGUUUGAUCACAAAGUGUUCAGAGAGAUUCUGAAACAUGGUGUGGGAGGACCCAUGCUGGUAUAUCCUGUAAAUAGAAACAAGUGGGAUUGUCGAAUGUCUGCGAUUGUACCAGAUGAGGACAUAUUCUACUUAGUGGCUCUACUUCGCUUCAGCCCACCGUAUCCAAGUGGACCUCCAUUGCAGAGCAUUCUAGCACAAAAUGAAGAGAUUCUCCAUUAUUGUACAAGUACAGGCAUUGACAUGAAGCUCUACAUCCCUCAUUACAAGAAUGACACGGGCUGGAAAAGACACUUUGGCAGGCAGUGGCAUCAAUUCCUGCAAAGAAAAAACACAUAUGAUCCCAGGGCUAUCCUUGCACCAGGACAAAGGAUUUUCACCCGAUCAUCAAGUUGAACCCCAUUCCUUUGCUUCCUUCCCCUUGUACAUACAACAUGAGCACACCCCCUAUAGAACAAGUUCAGUUGGACAAGAGAGAAAACAAUGAAGCCAUAGCCAUCAUUCAUCCUUGUCUUUUUUAUUUAAUCUCUUAAAACAGUAUUUUGCAACAGUUUGGUUGUCGGAGUCGAACAACUUUGAGGGAUCCUCCAAUUGUAAAUUAUUUGGAUUGUUGUAUAUCCAUGCCAAUUGCAAUGGGGUCUAUUCUUAUUCCUCUGUUUUUGGAACAUGUUGCCUAAGCCUCUUUUUUAAAAGUAACUUUGCAUUUAAGAUUCAGGAAAAAAAAAAGGUAAUAUUAUUGGUUGUUGACUCCUCACGGACCUAUUUAUUGUAAGUCAAUUAAAUAAAACGGUGGAUACUCUUAUCUCAA